UGUUUCCGCCACCCGCACCAGCAUAACAACAGCUAACACUCCCCACGGCCCCCCAAUCCGCCCUCCUCAAACGAGCAGCCGACCUGCCCUAAAGUCUCACCAAUCCCGCCCUCAGACCCCUCCCUCAGUCUCUGGACUCGAUCUGCUUUUGGGAGAUGGCAGCAGCACUGCAAACGGCGGCCCUCCUCUCGGCUUCUCCCAAUCUGAUCGAUCCUCAGAGGUUUCGCGUCGGGCUGUUGGCAAGAUCUCUUAUAGGAAGGAGAGGAAGCAUCUUCGUUGUCAGAUCCGAUGGUAGAACCUCCGGUUUCUUUAAUGCUAAGUCUCGUAGUGGGAAUUUCAUCACGAAUGCGGUUGCAACUAAGGCUGAUGCGUCUACAAGUUCCACCGCAUCCAAACCUGGACAUGAGCUACUAUUGUUCGAGGCUUUACGGGAGGGACUCGAAGAAGAGAUGGACCGAGAUCCUCACGUUUGUGUCAUGGGCGAAGAUGUGGGUCAUUAUGGUGGCUCAUACAAGGUGACCAAAGGACUGGCUACAAAAUAUGGAGAUCUGAGGGUCCUUGAUACCCCCAUUGCGGAGAACUCUUUCACGGGCAUGGGCAUUGGGGCAGCAAUGACAGGCUUAAGACCUAUUGUUGAAGGAAUGAAUAUGGGUUUCCUCCUGCUGGCGUAUAACCAGAUUUCGAACAACUGUGGUAUGCUUCAUUAUACUUCUGGUGGCCAGUUCAAAAUCCCAAUAGUUAUCAGAGGGCCUGGAGGUGUUGGGAGGCAACUUGGUGCAGAACACUCACAGCGCCUGGAGUCAUACUUCCAGUCGAUCCCCGGCCUGCAAAUGGUUGCCUGCUCGACUCCAUACAAUGCUAAGGGGCUUAUGAAAGCAGCAAUAAGGAGUGAGAACCCUGUGGUGCUGUUUGAGCAUGUGCUGCUGUAUAAUUUGAAGGAGAGGAUCCCAGAUGAGGAGUAUGUGCUUUGUUUGGAGGAGGCAGAGAUGGUGCGGCCAGGAGAGCAUGUUACGAUCCUUACAUAUUCACGAAUGAGAUAUCAUGUGAUGCAGGCCGUGAAGACGCUGGUGAACAAAGGCUACGACCCUGAGGUCAUUGACAUCAGGUCAUUGAAGCCGUUUGAUCUUUAUACCAUUGGGAAUUCUGUGAAGAAGACACAUCGUGUGUUGAUCGUGGAGGAGUGCAUGAGGACAGGAGGAAUAGGUUCAAGUCUUAGGGCAGCCAUCAUCGACAAUUUCUGGGACUACUUGGACGCUCCAAUCAUGUGCUUGUCAUCACAGGAUGUACCGACACCUUAUGCUGGGACUUUGGAGGAGUGGACAGUGGUACAGCCAGCACAGAUAGUAGCUGCAGUUGAGCAGCUCUGCCAAUAAAAGGUCCAAAAGAAGAAAAUAGAGGACUUUGCUUUAUCUUGAUCAUUAUUUGCUUGAUGGUGUCGCGUUCUGAUAUCUUUAGCAGUCUUUUUUCUUUUUUUGCCCGUUUUAGAGAGAGAGAGAGAGAGAGAGAGAGAGAGAGAGUAUUGGCUGACACCAUAGGUUGGCAAAGAGAAAUCUUCCACUACUACUAUUUUAGUAGAGCCAUAAGGAGACGUCAAGCGCUUUGGUCGUGUCUUUUACCAGUGGAAGUAGCUGAAGGACUGGGCACAUAGUGGUGGUAUGAUAAGGGAAAUAUGACACGCCCAUGUGUUAUCCUUAUCCAGUGGAUACAUGACUUGCUGCUACCAUUCAUGUUGGCAACACGUCAGGAUCGUCGUUGACGGGCGCUGGAAAAGGGUGGGUGGUUGGAUGCGAUAUGUUGAACGAACCUGUUUCCUAUUCGUGGUGACGAACUAAGAGUACCAAUUUUUCUUAUUUUGUUUUCUUUCUGGAAAAGAAAAAAAUAUUAUUAAGUUAAUUUUUUUUUGAAUAUAUAAAUAUAUUAUUAAUUGGGAGAAAAAUAUGAUUUGUUCAACUUUUGUAUCAAACUGUAUAAUUAUAUUAAAAAACAUUGAUACUUUUUCA
Molecule: messenger RNA, 2000 nt
Organism: Musa acuminata AAA Group (dessert banana)
Lineage: Eukaryota; Viridiplantae; Streptophyta; Magnoliopsida; Zingiberales; Musaceae
Product: pyruvate dehydrogenase E1 component subunit beta-like
Exons: 5
Coding region: 156-1373 (405 amino acids)
Biological process (GO): pyruvate decarboxylation to acetyl-CoA
Molecular function (GO): pyruvate dehydrogenase (acetyl-transferring) activity
Source: RefSeq, a predicted model, not a curated record